AUGUGGAAGAACAUUAAGGAGUUCAAAGAUAAACAUGUCAGCAAAUUGGGGUCGGAGUCGUCUUCGGCUCCCCAAAAAAAUGACCAAGACUUGACCACGAUCCUGGAUCGCUCCCAACGCGCUGACCUGACAGUGUUGGUCGCUGAGAUCAUACAGUCCAUGCGCCAUGUAGUUGAACAAAAUUACCAUAACCACACGUCCGAGCCCGAUCGGUUCCCGCCGGAUACAGAAACCGAAAACCGCCCGCGUUCUUCCUUCGAUAGCCUUGAAGAAGAUUCAAAAGGCGAAAGCAAGCCUGAGUUUGUGAAGCUUACCGCCAAUGAUUUGAGAGAUGAAGCUAGUACAUUGUCUAGCUUUGAUGAUUGGAGAGACGCGGUACUUCUCCGUAUUGGCGAAGUGGUCAAUCGGGAAGAUGAACGCCAUGAGGGAGAAGAGAGUCCCGAGCGCUCGGAAGUACCCCAAGAAUCUCAGCCACAGCUUAACGAGGACGAGCGAUCGAUUCAAAAGUUACAGCAGGUCUAUCCUCCGGUGCAAACACCUCUUGCACGUCUCGACAAGGCCAAGAAACUGCUUAUCCUCCAUACAUUACUUCUUCUCAUGCUUAGCUUGGAGCAUUACAACGCACGAUCGCGUGUAUUGAUGUUAUAUGUCACAUCAAGUCUGGGUCUGGAUGUCAAGGUUCUAAACGGCGACGAGGUCACAGUCGCGCGGGGUUUGCUUGACACAGCCCUUCAACUGUCAGGCAGCGGGGACGGGCAAGGCCAAAAUGAGAAAGGUGAUUCUUCUAGGAAAUGGAAAGUUGGCAUCGCUUCAGUCACAGGAGCUGUGCUUAUUGGAGUUACUGGUGGACUUGCUGCUCCGUUGGUCGCCGCAGGUCUCGGCACGGUUUUAGGAGGACUCGGACUCGGAGCCACAGCCGCUGCAGGGUAUCUUGGAGCUCUUGCUGGUAGCGGCGUCAUUGUUGGAGGCCUCUUUGGUGCCUACGGCGGCCGGAUGACUGGACGAAUGGUGGAUAAGUAUGCGCGUGAGGUAGACGACUUUGCAUUUCUACCGAUUCGAGGAUCGCGUCACAGAUCGGAGGACGAGAAAGAAGCCGCUCAGGAGGACCAUCGGCUCAGAGUUACCAUUGCCGUCACAGGCUGGGUCACUGAGGAAGAUAAUUUUGUGGUCCCUUGGCGUGUCAUUGGCGCUGACUCCGAAGUGUUCGGCCUGCGAUGGGAGAUGGAGCCAUUGAUGAACCUCGGAAACGCAAUGGAUCUGUUGGUCACUAGUGCUGCGUUUGCUGCUGGCGGACAGGUCCUGAAGAAAACGGUUUUCGCGUCACUUUUGAGUGCAGUGGCUUUGCCGCUUGGUCUGCUCAAGGCGACCAAAGUGGCUGACAAUCCUUUCAGUGUUGCCAAAGUACGAUCUGAGAAGGCUGGUGAGGUCCUUGCCGAUGCAUUGAUCAGCAAAGUGCAAGGCGAGCGCUCAGUCACUCUUAUCGGAUACUCUCUAGGCUCUCGGGUUAUUUUCUCCUGCCUUCAGACUCUGGCAAAGCGACGCGCAUACGGUUUAGUCGAGUCCGUGGUCCUCAUGGGAUCCGCCACCCCAUCUAACACCGAGCACUGGCGUCGCAUGCGCAGCGUCGUGAGCGGCCGCAUUGUGAAUGUCUACUCCGAAAACGACACUGUUCUUGCGCUUCUCUACCGAACCAGCAGCUUCCAAAUGGGCGUUGCUGGCUUGCAGCCCGUCCACGGCGUUCCCGGCGUCGAAAAUCUAGACGUCAGCGAUAUCAUCAGCGGCCACCUUCGCUACCAAUUCAUGGUCGGACACAUUCUGCGCCGCGUUGGACUAGAGAGCAUUGACAAGCGCGAAGUCAUACGCGAGGAGGUAGCACUAGAAGAGAAGGACCGAAGACAGGAGCAGGAACGCAUCCGGAACAAGCGUCGGGCAGGCAUUGACGAAACCGCAGACGAGGAGUCAGCUCGUCGGGCGAUGGAAACCGACCAGGGCGCGGAAGAGGAGGCACGACUUCAGCGCCAAAUGCAGGCCAGGACCAAUGAACAGUUGCCUCCUAAACCGCCGCGUCCUACCAACGCGGAGCUGGAACAGCGGCCGAAACUUCCUCUGCGUCCUCAUGUCCCGCGUCGUCCCGUCCCUGAUAGUUCCCAGGAAGGGCUUUAG
This is a messenger RNA of Aspergillus melleus, 2163 nucleotides long. RefSeq names its product DUF726 domain protein. NCBI's taxonomy places the organism in Eukaryota, Fungi, Ascomycota, Eurotiomycetes, Eurotiales, Aspergillaceae. The transcript has a single exon. The record is from RefSeq and is a predicted model, not a curated record. Bases 1 to 2163 code for a protein of 720 amino acids.